AACUAACACCCAAGUGACAACAUUUCGUAUGAUUCAAUAAGCGUUUAACCUUUCGUACGCAUUCACGUACAGUUCGCGUUUCUUAGUAAAAGUUGCAGAGUGCGUUGAUAGGCCAGAUUAGAUAAUUUGCGACAAAACACAACAAGUAUUGUGUGUGGAUUAUUGGCCUACGCAACAAAAAUUGACAGCGCACAGUAUAAUGUCAAUAAAAACUGCAAAGGCCUUGAAGAGAACAACGAGUGCAACUUCAAGAACAUAUAACAUAUACUUCCAUAUUUAAGAGUCGAUCUAUCGUAUAGAGAGAAUUAAAAUGAGCAAAAGAGAUAUUGACCAUAUCCACUCACAAACCCCAAGUGAGAGCCGUAUAAACGAUGAAUCUAUACUGACGACAUCGCCGGCGAGUUCUUUAGCGAACAAUCCUAACGAUCCCAUAGAAAGAAACAUUCUAGUCGAACAAGAUGAGGAACUUAAAAGGCAACAUGUGACAUCCAUGAUAACAAAAUCGAUAGCACACACCACUAUGCAUGGCGAGUUGUAUAAUACGUAUUUGGCCAUAUCGAUUGUUCUUCGGCAAUUCAAAAAGAAGAACCAGUUUAUUGUCGCCACAGAAGUGUCGGAAGCAGGAAAAUUCGACGACAUUUUAUACCACCACCAAUCGCCAAACGGAACCGGCACUUUGUGCAUACAAGCGAAGCAUAAAAAGACGGACGGGAUGUUCAUAAAGGUAAAGGAUCUAUGCGCUGCCAAUGGUAUGUACUCGGUUCCCACGUAUUUUUCAUCAUUUCUUGAGAUUGAUCCGGAACUAACCAAAGGUGAAUCUGAGUCCCAUAAAGAUGAACACAAAACUCAAUAUGCCAUUUGUACCAACGCUAAACUCGAUAAGAACGUCAAUGCCACGAAAAUCGAGCCACAGGAAGAUGAUACUUUACAGUUUUGUGACGAUAUACGAGCAACAUGUUAUCAGUUGCACCGUGACAUACCUGAGCUGACGGAAUGCUUAAAAAAAUCGUGUAAAGAUGUGUUUAAAAAUGAUUCAGAUUUUGAUGAGAAAAAGGACGAGUUCUUUAGUAAAUUUCUGCUUAUAUGUAACUCCUACAAUCACAAAGAACUACGUGUAAAAGUGCGGAACCUAUUGCCCGAGUGGUGCGAUGAAGCUCAACGUGAAUUAGUUAUUGAUAAUUUGGUGGGUUUACUGAAUAAUAACGUGUACAACAAGCCUCGUUACUACAUAACCCUCGAACGUAUACAACAAUGGUUUUUGGACAAAGAUUUCAACCAAAACAUCAGUGUUUUGAGGCGUCUUUCAGAAGAGCACUUGGAAUCCGUACAUAAAAAACAUCCUCAUAUUGAAGUAAAUCCGGAACGCUUAAAAGAGUUUAAGUUGUAUGAAGUUCUGAAGGAGUCUGGGCCUGGAAUUUACGAGUUUAACAGCACGCUUGAAUUGACAGUUUACUCUCGCAUUUUACUUGAAGCAUUAUCACUAUUACAAUAUGAAACAAUAUUUGUUGAUAGUGCAAAGUAUACAGAACAGCAAGAUAUGAAUGAUGUUCUCGAAGAUUUGCUAUCGUAUCUUAGAGAUGUAAAUCAUCCUACAAUCAAAAUCAUAACGAUACUAGGGAAACCCGAUUAUGUAUCCAUUAAUGAGCUAAAAGAAUUAUCAGACAAAUAUCGUCAAAAGAUCGUUGUUGUAGAACACAUUUCAGGAAGUCCGCAGGAUGACGAAAUUUCAGAAAGAAUUUAUGUGAAGGAUCUCUCAAAUGAAGCUUUGCAACAAUUGCAUUUGCAAAAUGAACGAAUGAUGUUUGGUACUACUACGCCACUGAUUGGAAUUGUGGAAGAAAAUGACGAUUUGAGCUUUUUAUUAAAUGUGUUGGAGUCUUGCGAACCAAAUGAGAAGUUAAUAGACCAUCAUUUAAAUAAGAUUAAUUAUGAAAAAAUUAAAUAUUGGUACGUUCAUCGCCGUUCUGAGCCACAUGAGCCGAAGAAACAGACAAAGACGGAAGGAAAAGAACAUUUUUAUGUUGAACAGCUUAGCGAAUCAGCGAUACUAGCCGCUCUAGACACGAACGUUGAGGAACCCGAUCUACCUGGUUUCCAAGAUGGCGAUAGUGGGAAGGUCUUUAUCUUCCUCAAUGAUGCAGGAUUUGGUAAAACAACCUACUUUACCUGGUUAGCCUGGCGUUUGGCAAGUUACGAUCAUUCCCUAUACGUGAUAAAGUUUAUCGCACUGGAAUUUUCGACCGAUUUCCAACGAUUGAGCAAUGUAGAAAACCUUGAUGAAACAGAAAUUGUGAGGCUAUUGUAUCGAUACAUCCAUUUGGCGCUGUUCGUAUCGAGUAUCAACAAACAUACGAUCAAAGAGACUGAUGGCUUUAGAGAAGAGGCCGAUCGUUGUGCAAAUCUUCUGACUGUUUCAGACGGCGAAAUAGUAUUGGAUGAAACGAAGACUAAAAGGCUAUCCACGAUAGAACUAUUUGAAUUGCGGUUGUUUAAGGAGAAGUUUAAUGAACAUAAACUCGUGUUAAUUCUAGACGGUUUUGAUGAAAUCGCGCCAUACUUUAAGGAUGUGGUAAUGAAGUGUUUCGGGCGAUUCUCACGUCUUGAUGGAGUGCGAUUGCUAUACCUCUCAAGUCGACCGUAUGGAUUUGAACAAGAAUUGAAGACAACUUUUGAAGAUUGUCGAAUGUAUGGAUUAAAGCCGUAUUCAGAGAAAGAUAAAAUUAUAUCACUUCACAUAUUUCUUGUAAAAAAAUUAUAUGGUUACGAGCGCUACGAAGAGAGCCAUCGGAACAAUAUUCUUAGGGUGCUGUUUCAUAUCAUCGACAAUGUUUUGAAAGACAUGGUAACUGUGCCAUUGUUGCUGUAUAUGGUGCAGAUUGCCUUAUUACCCGAGAUUAAGAGUUGUGUAAAUGAAAAUACACAAACAAUGUCGAAUCAAAUGUUGAAUGGCAAGAAACAUGAUAUACUCCGUGUGGUUGAACGUUUCAUUGACCACAAGCUAGAUAUUUUAUGCUUUGGAAAACAGGGCAUUACCGAUGCUGGUGCUAAUACGCAUACCGCCCAGGCAGGAAAAACGCUGUUCAAAAAGGAGUUAAACAAACAACACAAAUUGCUAGGCAUGUGCGUUAUUUUUGAUGCAAAAGAUAUAGAAAAACUGUUGUCUGAGAAGGAACGCAAGAGUGUGGAAGACGUAAUCAAGAAAGUGAACAAGGGCGACGAAAAAUCGGGAAUCGUUCUUGGAGUACAAGGUGGACUUCCUCAAUUUCUGCAUCGAAUUUUUGCAGAAUAUUUCUCUGCUUGCUGGUUGUUUGAAAACUGGAAACGUUUUAAGAGUGAGAGCAUUUUUCACUCUAAAUUGAUUUGGUCGAAUUCUUUUAGCAAAAUCCGCGAAUUUUUUGACCGGUUAAUAAUUAGGGAAAGCAAAGGUUGUGAUUUACACUUGGCGCUGGUGAACGACUCCUUUAAUCAGGUUGAAGAAAUACUGUUUAAUAAUCCUUCUGCUGUUACUGUUGAGGACAAAUUUGACCGUUUACCAUUGCAUUUGGUAGAAUACACAGGAGAUAUAAUCAUGGAGUCAAUAUUAAAGAAGAUGCCUCUUGAUCGUAUUAAUGCAAAGGAUAAGCUUUUUGGAUGGAAUGCUUUGGAUUAUGCAUUUUUUCGUGGAAAUUGGGAUUUAAUAGAAAUGCUCUUCAAAAGUGGUUUAGAACCUAACAUAGACAAUUUGAUCCAACAGGUGUGUUCCAAUGAUAUUUAUUCAUUACUUCGGAUGGAAUCUACGUAUAUGCACUAUUUGGAUUAUUGUAUGGAUCAAAAGGGAUUAGCAGACGUACUAAGCGAACGUGUGGCAAAGUAUCUAAUUGAAGAGAAAAAAAUAGAUAUAUAUGCUCCACUAGCUGAAUCAAAUUCUUCAUCGAUGUUGGAAAAAGUUGUAACUGAAGGCAGUAUUUCUAUGUUUCGUCAGUUAAUUACAAAAUCAGGUCCACAGAAGUUGGGUUUCAGCAAUCGUGCCAAGCGAUUGUUACAGCUAUCUUUAGAGAAAUAUAAAUUUGAAUUUAUUAAUUAUCUUGUUGAACAACAACCCUCUCUUGUGUUUCUUAUUAGUAAGGUUAAUGUAUUAUACUAUUGUACCCGACUUGCAAUUAAAAACAAUCAAAUAGAUUUGUUUAAAACGUUGUUCAGCAAAUUCUGCAGGGAACAGAAGAUCGAUUGUAUUGAAGAAGAUAACAUUAUCGACGAUUAUGAAGAUAAAAGCGAUAAUGACUAUGAGAAAUUCGAAAUAGAGCUUCCAUUUAAAGAUAGUUGCUGUUACGAAUUCUCAGACAACCCAUUAAAUAAAGAAAGAUUGUUGUAUGUAGCUAUAAACUAUGGCAACACACAAAUGGCUAGUUAUAUACUGCAAAAGACGAAAAUGGUUGUUACGGUGGACUUAAUUAUAGGGAUUAGGCGACAAACACGAAUAGAAAACCCCAAUAACAAUAAUCAUAAAAACAGUAUACCUACAUUCAAAUAUCUAAUUAAGAAGGUAUUCAGUCAGUGCCGUUCUACUCAAGAAAGGUCGGAUUUGUAUCUUAGGAUCGUUAAAGAUGGCUGCGUGUACAUGUUGCACAGCUUAUUUGCUAUUGGGUUUGAUCCAAACAGCAUCAAAAAGAUGAAUCAUUUUCAUGCUUUUGAACACCGUUUCGAAAAUCACUUCGAGCGGAAUACGGCCAAUAUAUUUGUGUACCUGCAACAAGAAUCGUAUGUAAAUUGUUUCAACGCCUUUGGUUCAAGAGAUAAGAGCAUUUUUGAUUUCGCAAUUGAAGAAAAUGAAUUUACAAUAGCAGAAGCGCUAGUUGUAGCUAAAUUUCGUGAUUUUUCUUCCUUAGAAAAAGAAACUGCUGUUUUGAAUUUACUGCACCAACAGUUCUUUAAAUGCGGAGGAAAGAUUAUUCACGAUUUUAUAAAAUCUCUUCUUGAGAGAAGCUCCAUUGAAUGUGAAAGUGAAAGUGAGAGGUGGCAUUCGGUAUAUUCCAGCGUUCACCAAAAGAUGCUGAAUGAAUUCAAUCUGAUUGAAAACAUUGUAGCAAGAGAGAUGAAAAGUUUAAUCAGAAAUAAAACAGACACAACCGAUUCUGAUGGAUGGACAGCUGCAUCGGAAAACAACGAAGAUUCAUUGCAAAAAGAAAUAAUGAAGCAGCACAUGCUGUUGGCCAUGUACGUUAUAUUUGAUGCAAAAGAUAGAGAAAAACUGUUAUCCCAGGAGAAACGGAAGCUUGUGGAAGAGAUAAUGGAGGAAGUGAAAAAGGAUGAUAAGAAAACGGAAAUCGUUCUUGGAGUACAAGGUGGAAUGCCUCAAUUUCGGCAUCGUAUUUUUGCAGAGUAUUUUUCUGCCUGCUGGUUGUUCGAAAAUGUGGAUCGUUUUAAGAAUGAGAGCAUUUUUCACUCUCAAGCGAUUUGGUCGGAUUCAUUAAGAAAAACGCGCGAAUUUUUAUAUCGACUUAUUCUUAAAGAAAGCAAAGGUUGCGAUUUACAUUUGGCGCUGGUGAACGGAUGUAUUGAUCAGAUUGCAGAAAUAUUGUGUAAUAAUCCUUCUGCUGUUACUGUCGAGGACAAAUUUGACCGUUUACCAUUGCAUUUGGUAGAAUACACAGGGACUAGAACGAUGGAGUCAAUAUUAAAGAAGAUGCCUCUUGAUCGUAUUAAUGCAAAGGAUAAGCUUUUUGGAUGGAAUGCUUUAGAUUAUGCAUUUCUUCGUGGAGAUUGGGAUUUAAUAGAAAUGCUCUUCAAAAGUGGUGUAGAACCUAACAUAGACAAUUUGAGCAAACAGGUGUGUUCCAAUGAUAUUUAUUCAUUACUUUCGAUGGCAUAUAUGUAUACGAACUAUUUUGUUGAUUGUAUGGAUCAAAAGGACUUAGCAGACGAACUAAGCGAACGUGUGGCAAAGUAUCUUAUUGAAGAGAAAAAAAUAGAUAUGUUUGCUGACUUACUAACAUCAUCAGUGCCGGAAAAUGUAAUAUUUGACUGCAGUAUUUCUAUGUUUCGUCAGUUAAUUGAAAAAUCAGCUGCACAAAAGUUGGGUUUGAGCGAUCGUACCCAGCUACUACUAUUACAGCUAUCUUUGAAUAAAUGCAGAUAUGAAUGUAUUAAUUAUCUUGUUGAACAACAACCCUCUCUUAUUUUCAACAUUAAUAAUGUUAAUGUACUAUAUUAUUGUGUCCGUUAUGCAAUUAAAAACAAUCAAAUAGAUUUGUUUAAAACGUUGUUCAGCAAAUUCUGCAGGGAACAGAAGAUAGAUUGUAUUGAGGAAGAUAGCAUUGUCGACGAUUAUGAAGAUAAAAACGAUAAUGACUAUGAGGAAUUCGAAAUAGAGCUUCCAUUUAAAGAUAGUUGCUGUGACGUAUUCGCUCGCAAAGAUCUAGAAUUCAAUAUAGAGGAAUUAUUGUAUGUAGCUAUAACCUACGGCAAUACACAAAUGGUUAGUUAUAUACUGCAGAAGUCCAAAAUGGUCGUUACGGUGGAAUUAAUUAUAAAGUUUAUGCGACAACCAAUAGAGAUUAAAUAUAUCAAUAAUCAUAGGAAAAGUAUACCUACAUUCAAAUAUCUAAUCAAAAAGGCAUUCGAUCAGUACGAUAUUAAUAAAAAAGGGAUCGCUUUAUUUUAUUUAACUAUUGAAUGGGGCUGCGUGUACAUGUUACACAGCUUGAUUACCUCUGGAUUUGAUGCAAGCGACAUCAAUAGGAAGAACGAUUCACGUUUUUUGGUACACCGUUUACGUAGCUCAAACGAACAGAUUACGGCCAAUAUAUUUGUGUAUCUUCAACAAUUGAAUGUGGAUUGUUUCGAUUCCUAUAACCCAAGAGGUGCAAGUAUUUUUGGUAACGCAAUUGGAUACAGGAGUUUUACAGUUGCACAAGCGCUAGCUCAAGAGAAAUUCCGCAAUCUUUCUCUUUCAGAAAAAGAAAAUGCUGUUUUGGAAUUACUGGACAUAAACUUGUUUCAUUACGAACAAGAGGUUAUCUUUGAUUUUAUAAAAAGUCUCCUUGAUAGAAGCUUAAUUUUAGGCGAUUUUGAUAUUUGGCAUUCAGUCUAUUCCUCUAUCUUUAAUCGCAUUCCGAUAGUCUGAUCUGCUAUGUUGGGACAUAUGGCCUAAGUUGCCGUUCUCGGAAAUCUUUGAGGCUUUCGAGCGAAAGCCCAAUACGGUGGAGUAAUAGAAGAAGGCUCAGGAUGCUGGAUUCCCCUAUGGAACCACCCAGGGUGCCUCGCAGAGUGCAGAAGAAGAAGAUGGUCUGCUCAAGCCAUCUCAGUUAACCCAAAGUAAUAAAACAGAGAUCAUCCGCAAGCGAGAAAAGAAAUGGACAGCGUCUUGACAUACAACUUACACGCGGAAUUGCAAUAUAUUGAGGGACUUGAGCGACAACUGAAAUAAACAGGAUAAAAUCGCCCAAAGUGUGGAAGCGCGGAAAAUAACCUAAACAAGGAAGGUCUCAGCAGGAUAACCUAAAAAAAUAUAACAAUUUAAAGAUGUAAACCAUAACCCACCAAAAAAUACAAUCUUUGUCUCUCCGUUCUUUCUUGCUUUUACAAUAGCAACACAAUAAUUGUAACAAGUAUUUUUAGAAUUAAUAAACACUUGUUUGACAAACCAGAGACGAAAGAAUUGCUGUGGAAUCGAAGUUCCUAUAAGACAUUAAAACAACAACUUUGUUUUACAAAACGGGUAUCAACAAGUCUUGAGAAGAAUCUGAAAUACAUACAUGUUCUGGCUAUCCAGAAGAAACGGCUACUCGUCUAACCCGAAGGCGGUCGAAAAAUACUAAUAAAUACAAGAACUCUACACUUAUGUAUAAGGUUUUUUUUCCGAUUUUGAUCUCCGUAAACUUCUGGUUAGCUGAAUAUUUUUCCUUUUCUUCAUUGUGUAAUUGUUCUUUAAUUCUGUUUUUGAUUUAAAUAAAAAAAAGUAUCCGAAAAGUAUUGUCAAUUUAACAACAAAUCGUUUCACUCGAUAAACAUUAUUUGUCUACCAUGCGAUCUUGUAAAUGGUGUGUGGUUUGUUUCCGAGUGUUUUUUUUUUCUUUUGUGAAUGGAAAUAUGUCAACCGCUGUCAGUAGCUGUCAAAAUAACCAAGACGAUGAAAAAAAUCGAAAUUUGCGGAUUGAUAAAAAGUGCGAUUUAUGAUUUUAAUGUAAGAACACUAUUAAUUACCAGUGCAAAGUGAUUUGGUCGGCGGUAAUAGUAGGGGAUAACCCGCUGGGGACAAUUUUAUGGUUCAGUGCGGUGACGGAAGCGUAAUUGCACGGUGCGCAAAUUCGCAGAGCGUGAAAAUAAAUUAGCUUCCAUUGCAGCACCACCGGAGACCCCUCCUAGUGGCUUCAUUGCGGAGGAGGUUUCGGUAGAAUUGGCCAAAAAACACGGCACAGAAGUGAGGCAAGCGAACCAUGUACCAGAGUGCUUGCAGUGCAGCUGCCGGUGGUUGCUCGGAACCGGAGCGCCAUGACCGGGAUGGUUUGAUAACGCACGAAACGGCUGUCGCUCCGGUGGAGCACGAUUACAGUGGGUUCGAUAUCGUGAAAGCAACACAGUACGGUGCGAUAGCACGCGUUAAAGAGCUCAUUGAAGCAGGUUGGGAUGUGAACCAGCCAGACAGCGAAACCGUAACCCUCUUACACUGGGCGGCGAUUAAUAAUCGUAAAGAUAUCAUCAAAUAUUUCCUCGAUAAGGGUGCGAUAGUCGAUGCGGUCGGGGGCGAACUGAAUGCUACCCCGCUCCAUUGGGCCACACGGCAGGGUCAUCUGGGUGCGGUGGUGCUGCUGUUGGCGGCUGGUGCAGAUCCAAGCCUUCGCGAUGCGGAAGGCUGUUCGUGUAUUCACCUCGCAGCCCAAUUCGGACACACGGCACUGGUGGCGUACUUUAUAGCGCGAGGGGUGAAUCCCGACUUGCAGGAUCGCGGUGGCAUGACGGCCCUGAUGUGGGCUGCCUGGAAGAUAUCCGCCCUGGAUCCGGUCCGUUUGCUACUAACGUUGGGCGCUAACCCAAGCCUAGCGGAUCACACGCACGGCAAUACGGCACUGCACUGGGCCAUCCUUGCGCGUAACGCAACCGCCAUCAGUACGCUUGUGUUGAAGGGUAAGGCAAAUAUGGAAGUGCCGAAUCUACGCGGUGACACCCCGCUCACGAUGCUUCAGCCGCACCUGGGUUCGAUCUGGAUCGGUUCGAAGGUGUCCGAUCGGAUCCGGGAACUCACGCAACAAUCGCACCGCCGGAACCUGCUCGUUCGCAUGACGCUCGACAAACGGUUCCGCUGGUGGAGCAUGAUAGCGACACCGUUUCUGGUAUUUUACCUGGUCGGGUUAGUCUUCUGUGCCGAUACGCAGAUCAUCAUCAAAAUUUUCCUGCUCGCCUGUCUGUACAGCGUGUCGUACACGAUUGGGCAGCAUCUGUUCGACGAAAACCUGAUGGCGCUGCUACCGUUGAGUGUGUACAUGGCCACCAAGCUGUGGUUCUACGUUACCUGGCUGACGUAUAUCGCACCAACCGUUUCGUUCCUCGCUUCGAUGGCGUUCCUUGCCUGCAGUGCGGCGUUGUGGGUUUGUUUCCUGAAAUCUUGGCGCGGUAAUCCCGGUGUCAUCCAACCGACACAAGAGCAGCGGUUUAGGACCAUCAUCGAACUUUCGGAGCGCGGUGCAAGUGGAUUUGAACCGUCGGCAUUCUGUUCCGCCUGUCUAGUCCGGCGACCGGUACGCUCGAAGCACUGUUCCGUGUGCGAUCGGUGCGUAGCCCGGUUCGAUCAUCACUGUCCGUGGGUGGGCAACUGUAUCGGUGCUAAAAAUCACAAAUACUUUAUGGGAUUCUUGUGGAUGCUUCUAAUCAUGUGUGGCUGGAUGUUGUACGGCGGCUCCAAUUUCUACGUACAAACAUGCUCUAUCAACAUGGACGAUGGUUUAUGGUCCGCCCUGCAAGCGAUCGGUUCCUGCAAUCCUUGGGUCGGUUGGGUGAUGGGUAAUGCCCUGCUGCACAUGUCCUGGGUCACGGUGUUGACCAUCUGUCAGAGCUAUCAGGUCGUGUGUCUCGGUAUGACGACCAACGAGCGUCUGAACCGUGGCCGGUACCGUCACUUCCAGGCGAAGGGUGGAAAGAGCCCGUUCAACCGAGGUCCGUUGAAAAAUUUGUUCGAUUUCCUCGAGUGCAGUUGUUUCGGGCUGGUGCAACCACAGCGUACCGACUGGAUGCAGUUCUUCGAGUUUGAUAAGCACGUGGAGCACGAACCAUUGCUGCGACCGGACAACUUUCAGUACGUCUGAGUGCCGGUCAACACCGGGCAGAACCAACGUGCAGGACCACAAUCGACGACAACCGUUGAACCCGCCGACCGGCAACCGGAACCGGAAGCGUCCACCGAACACGGAGCGCGAGCUGGCAACGUUGCUGCGGAACGAAACCAUCAGCACAAUGUUAAAGUGUGGCCGAAAGACGAAACUGUACUAGCAGCGCCAGCGAACAGAGUGAUCGAUGUGUAAGGCAGUAAGCUUGUGCAAGCGUGACACGCUUUUCGCUUCGUUUUGUUUUUGUUUUUGCAAACAUUGUGAUACAUUGUGUUCUGUAUAUCGCCUCGUACGGAACUCAUCAUGUAUGGUAUGUUCAGGGACACGGUACCGAUUUAUCAGUCAAGCCGGGAUCGGUGCAUUUAGAAGGGACGGUUUUUGUUUAGUAAUUCACUUCGCUUCAUAAGAUUCGUGGCGCUAGAGGGCGAUCGUUCAUUUAUGUGCGCGCCAGUAUUCGUAUCACUUUACUAUCAUUUUAAACAUUGUACGCAUAUAAGAGUAAGAGUGAAAAGGCUUUAGAUAGGAGUUAAGAAGAAUAUGGAGAAAAACAAAGUCGUGUAUGAAACGCUUAAAGUGAACAGAACAAAAAACCAAUUAAUUAUUAAAAAAAAACAA
Anopheles funestus (African malaria mosquito) is the source of this 10913-nucleotide messenger RNA. RefSeq names its product palmitoyltransferase Hip14 (gene Hip14). Gene Ontology annotation, biological process: protein palmitoylation. Bases 8415 to 10277 code for a protein of 620 amino acids. Gene Ontology annotation, molecular function: protein binding; palmitoyltransferase activity. The record is from RefSeq and is a predicted model, not a curated record. NCBI's taxonomy places the organism in Eukaryota, Metazoa, Arthropoda, Insecta, Diptera, Culicidae. The transcript is spliced from 7 exons. Gene Ontology annotation, cellular component: Golgi membrane.